This is a messenger RNA of Penicillium brevicompactum, 2106 nucleotides long. RefSeq lists its product as uncharacterized. Lineage: Eukaryota; Fungi; Ascomycota; Eurotiomycetes; Eurotiales; Aspergillaceae. The record is from RefSeq and is a predicted model, not a curated record. The coding region runs from base 1 to 2106 and encodes 701 amino acids. The transcript is spliced from 2 exons.
AUGCAUCGUCGACUCAUGCUGGUCGUGCUUGGGUUAUUGCAGUAUUCAGGAGCCCUGAUAGCCUCGGACCCGGCUCCUCUUGCACUACACCAACAAGUUCCACGGUGUCAAGAAGAGAGAGUAGCGGUGAUCACAAAACGCUCUAUAUUGCGUCUUGCUAGGGACUUGAUCACUAUCACGGUUACGUCGACAUCGACAGAUACGACUGACUGUACCUGUACAGAAACGUCUUCCACGGCGUUUGUCAGUACCGAUGUGAGUAUUACAUCAGCCUCCUGGCUGCCAACCUCCUCACCCUCCGCUAUGGCGACAACAACAAGCACAAUCGAGCCAAUAACCACUGAACCCGCUACAAAUUUGAAUCCCGUCACCUCGGUACCACCUAGCGUGAUCACUGCCGAUAGACCGACAACAGUGAUAGACUGGAAAAGCACGACAGCUACAAGCAUCGUCACGGUCGAAUCAGUGGUCACAGAAGCCGGCACGAAUGCGAAAACCGUCAUCUCGGUGGUACCCAGCGUAGUCACCGCCGAAAGAUCAACAACGGUGACGGACUGGAGAAACACGCUACUUGGCAGCAGCGUCGCAGUGGCGGAUGUAUCGUCAGCCUCCUCCGAUCUAGGCGCUGUACUCCUAGAUUCUGCUUCAACGUUCCUACCUGCUGAAACCCUUCCGAGAGCAGAAAGCACAGAUUCAAGAGUCAGCACUCUAGCUAUCCCGAGUGGAGACUCGUCUCCUAAGAGCUUCACUACAGUAACCGUUAAUCACUACAGCAAUGAAGUCCAGGCUGUGACCAGAAGCGUCUAUGAGACACCUGAUGUGACUUUGUCCCUAGAAGACAGCCCUACAGCAUUAAGUACAAACGCGGAGGUUCCAGCAGAUAAGGAGAUCGGAGACAAGCCAGACUAUACAACCGUCUUCACCAAUGAUAAUCGAAAGACCGGGAGUCAGCUCGAGACUCAAAGCCUUAUCAAUGCUGACACAAGCACCUGGUCGAGUCUCGGGGGGGUGGGGGACCCACCGCCCACGAUGGCCACGGAUCCGUCUCAGGAAGCAAUGUCGGGGGCCCCAAAGACACAGAUAUCGGCGACCACGGCCUGGACGGAAACACCAGUCACCCCAUCCGGUGAACUUUCUUUGCUAGCAGGUAGCCCUAGCAAAGUGACAGAGGCGGCUGUGGUCGGAAAUUCGGCGUUGCCGACCACUUCCCUAUCAGGGCCUUCGCUCUCGAUCUGCCCAAGCAGAAUUAUCAACCCAACCUUCACGCCUUUGGCACCCCUCCCGAAAAACUAUACCUGGGGGUGUCCGCCUAGUCUUCUCUGCAACCCAUCCAAACAACCAGCGGACGGAGAAUGCAAUUUUGAGGCUGGGCCGCCCGCAGACACGUACUACUGUCGACCGGAAGAGUGCAUACGAAGCCCCACGCUGACUCUUCCUGUACUCUCGGGCCCACCCGCGUCAUACGAGCGGACAGAACACUACAACGUCACCCGCGGCUAUUUCAACCUGAACCCCACCGAAUUCGGUCUGGGCUAUGAUAUAUUCGAUAUGAACGACGCGGCCGGGGGGUGGAGGCGAGACUGGUCAAUCAAAAUACCAGGAAAAUGCUAUGUCGGGUGCAACAAUGCAAUGCUCGAAGCCGAGUCGAGCGGCAAGACCGACGAUCUUUGCAACUCGGACUCGGCCUUUUUGACUCUGGUUCGUGCCUGUCGAGCCUGCGUGGAUUCAGUCCCUGUAGCCCGAUCGUGGAAUGAAGCGCUUCCCGAGUUCCAACAAUUCCUUUUUUACUGCGAAGACACUGCCCAUCCCACUUCGGCGAGUCAGUCCCUCCCCGUCGCCGGGUACAGUUCCGCCAGCCGUCCUAUAAGACCGUUCACCAAGGCAGCCACCACCACGCCGGUUGUCUUUGGCGCCUCCAGAGGGCCGAUCGCGAACACUCAAUACGAUACACAUCGCACGGCAUCGGUCUCUGUGGACCGCACAAAAUCCACCUCCCCCACACCCCCGCUCUCGACACCCACCGAUCACACAUACACGGGCGCCGCAUCUAUUUUCUGCCCGCCCUUACUUUUGGUAAUUGCCCCUUUUGUCCUAUCUACGAUAUGA